This is a messenger RNA of Chlorella variabilis, 1851 nucleotides long. RefSeq lists its product as hypothetical. Lineage: Eukaryota; Viridiplantae; Chlorophyta; Trebouxiophyceae; Chlorellales; Chlorellaceae. The transcript has 8 exons. The record is from RefSeq and is a predicted model, not a curated record. Gene Ontology annotation, molecular function: protein serine/threonine phosphatase activity. The coding region runs from base 1 to 1851 and encodes 616 amino acids. Gene Ontology annotation, biological process: protein dephosphorylation.
AUGGGGAAUUGCUUCAGCGGGGGUGCAACGCGGGAGGCCCCCUCGGCCAGGGCCACCUGUGCAGGGCAGCAGCCCGACCAGCUGGGCGUGAAAGACCGGGUGCUACACCCCGUCAUCCAAAGCCCGACCGGGGCGCUGCAAGUGGCCGUCAGCCAGGCGCGCUAUGCGGCGGCACCUGGCGCCGACCCCUCGCCGCUCCUCGUCAAGCAGACGCCCGGCGGCAACGCCUUCAUCGCCCUGUUUGAGGGGCUGGGCCAGGAGGGGCGGGCCGUGGCGGCCUUCUGCCGCAGCAAGGUUUUCGAGCUGUUCCAAGAGUGCAGCGUGCGCCACGUGGGCGCCCCGCUGGACGCCCUCAAGGAGACGGCUGCCCGCCUGGACGCUGCCAUCUUUGCCGCCGACCGCCUGCCACACGCCAAGUCCCGCAGCGGCGCCUCCUGCGUGCUAAUGCUGCUGGAUCUGGGGAGCGGGCGGGCGUACUGCGCCAACGUCGGCGCCGCGCACUGCCUGCUGAGCCGCAUCGAAGGCUCCUUCAACGCCAAGCAGCCCCAGGGCUUCUUCCUUUCCAGCGAGCACAUCACCAGGAACAGGGAGGAGCUGGUCCGGCUGCAGCAGCGGGCGCCGGGUGAGGGCACGCCGCCGGGGGCGGCGGCCGCGGCGGCCGGCGGCGGCGAGGCGGAGGUGACUCGGGCUCUGGGGUUCAUGGAUGCCAAGCGCCAGGCAGGCGAGGCCAGGGGAGAGGGGGAGGGGUCCCAGGGGUGGAUUUGGGGCGGCAGCGGGGCGCUGGUGUGCGAGGCGCACGCCGCCGACCACGGCCUGACGGCGCCUGACCAGCACCUGGUGCUGGGCACCUCCGCCUUCUGGCAGCUGGUGGGGCCCACUGACUGUGCUCUCAGGGCGCACUUCCACGAAAAGUCUGCCCCCGCCGCCUGCUCUGCCGUGUGCAGUUUGCGCGGCGGGAGCUGGAGCGGGCGGCGGCGGCGGCGGCGGCGGCCGCCGCCGCCGCGGGCCGUCCCGCCCGACGCGCCCACCCCCUCGCUGCUGCGGGCCGCCAACACAGCAGAGCACUUGGUUUACUGGGCGCUUGAGAAGGCCACUCGCAAGCUGGCCCGCCUGCAGCAGCCCAGCAGCAGCGGCGGCGGCAGCGGUUGCACCGGCACCGGCACCGGCCUGCCUCCAUCGGUGGCUGACCUCAUGGCGCUGCCCUUGCAGCGCCCGCCGGCGCCGGCGCCAGCUCCGGCGGCUGCUGGGGCAGAGGGGGCAGCGCCAGGUGAGCUCGGCGAGCGGCGGCAGCAGGAGGAGGCUGGGGAGGGGCAGGGGCCGCAGGAGCGGGGGCAGCAGCCCCGGCAGCUGGUCAGGAGCGACGUGCACGGCGAGCUCGGUGUGGUGGUGGUGACGCUGCGGCGCCAGGACCAGAGCAUGGACGGCGGGCUACGGGAGGUGCUGCUGGCGGCGGCGGCGGCACGGGCGGGGGCCGCGCCCGGGCGCCAGCAGCAGCCCGCCGGCGGCUUCCUGGAGCGCCACGCGGCGCGGCGGUGGGGGCAGGUCCGCAUGCUGGUGCACUUCUACAAGGCACACAGGCGCGUGCUGCUCGGGCGGUGGUGGGAGGCUCAGGAUGCGCUGUUCAGGCGGGGCCGCAUAGCCGGCGCCGCCGCCGCCGGCCGCGCCAACCUGUUUGGCGGCGCCAGCCCCCGCAAGCCGUCGGCGGAAGCCGCGGCGCGGGCCGCGGCCAAGGGCGGGCGGGGCAGCGCGGGCGGCUCGCCCGCCAAGGCCACGCCGCCGCUGCGCAGCGGUGAGCACGGCAUCAAGGCGGUCAGGGCGGCAGGCGCCGGCGGCGCCGACAGCAGGCGCUGA